GCCAGCGGAGGUCUCGCGAGGCUUGGACGCUGCGGCGGUAGGAGGAGGACGGGGAAGGACGGAGCUCGGCCGCGGCUGCCUCCCUCGUUCACUCCCUCGCGCGCGCGCUCGCCCGCCCCCUCCCUCCCUCCCCUCCCUUUCCCCGGCCCCGGCCUCGGCCCAUUCGCUGCGCGCUCUCCGGCUAGGGAGGAUGUCGGGCUCGUCGCUCCCCGGCGCCCUGGCCCUCUCGCUCUUGCUGGUCUCUGGCUCGCUCCUUCCAGGGCCAGGCGCUGCUCAGAACGCUGGGUUUGUCAAGUCGCCCAUGUCAGAAACUAAGCUCACGGGGGACGCCUUUGAGCUGUACUGUGACGUGGUCGGGAGUCCCACGCCAGAGAUCCAGUGGUGGUACGCAGAAGUCAACCGGGCAGAGUCUUUCAGACAGCUGUGGGACGGUGCUCGGAAGCGCCGUGUCACCGUAAACACCGCCUACGGGUCAAACGGCGUGAGUGUGCUGAGAAUAACCCGGCUCACCUUGGAGGACUCUGGGACUUACGAGUGCAGGGCCAGCAACGACCCCAAGAGGAAUGACUUGAGGCAAAACCCUUCCAUAACAUGGAUUCGAGCCCAGGCCACCAUAAGCGUCCUUCAGAAACCAAGAAUUGUCACCAGUGAAGAGGUCAUUAUUCGAGAAAGCCUCCUUCCUAUCACCCUGCAGUGUAACCUCACUUCCAGCUCUCACACCCUUAUGUACAGCUACUGGACAAGGAAUGGGGUAGAACUCACUGCCACCCGUAAGAAUGCCAGCAACAUGGAGUACAGGAUCAAUAAGCCAAGAGCUGAGGAUUCAGGCGAAUACCACUGUGUAUAUCAUUUUGUCAGCGCUCCUAAAGCAAAUGCCACCAUUGAAGUGAAAGCUGCUCCUGACAUCACUGGCCAUAAACGAAGUGAAAACAAAAAUGAAGGGCAGGAUGCUAUGAUGUACUGCAAGUCAGUUGGCUACCCCCACCCAGAGUGGAUAUGGCGCAAGAAGGAGAAUGGUGUGUUUGAGGAGAUUUCUAAUAGCUCUGGUCGCUUCUUCAUCACCAACAAGGAGAAUUACACUGAAUUGAGUAUUGUGAAUCUCCAAAUCACAGAAGAUCCUGGAGAGUAUGAAUGUAAUGCCACCAACUCCAUUGGCUCUGCCUCCGUUUCCACCGUCCUCAGGGUACGGAGCCACCUUGCCCCACUUUGGCCUUUCUUGGGAAUUCUGGCUGAAAUCAUCAUCCUUGUGGUGAUCAUUGUUGUGUAUGAGAAGAGGAAGAGGCCAGAUGAGGUUCCAGAUGCUGGGCCAAUGAAAACCAACUCUACCAACAAUCACAAAGAUAAAAACUUGCGCCAGAGAAACACAAAUUAAGCACUGCUUUUAAUCUCUUUAGGUUCCUGAAAAAUGAUGGCAACAUGACCUGCUAAGUUUUCUGCUUGGACCUCUUUGGUCUCUCUCCCUUUCAAGUGAGCAACACCACAAUGACCGUCUAAAGCAUGCCUUAUUUAGCCUCUCCUAUAAGGGUGACCUAGCCAGGUACAUUUUAAACAAUGCUUCAGUGUAGAAGGUGUAAACUAUUUUGGGCUUGAUGUGCUGUGAAUGUUGCUUUCCCCCCCUUUGUUAAAAAUAUUUAAAUAGAAAUGAAAAGGUCCUCUGAGGAUCAGAUCAUGCAUGCGCCAUUUUUUACUUAUGCAGCUGUUAAAUUGGCAAAGCUCUAAACGCACUGCUGCCAUCUAGUGAUCAUUUUGUAAAGUACAGCAAAACCUACAGAUAUAUACAGUAUAUAAAUAUAUAUAUAUAUUUAUAUUUUUGGGGGUGGGAGAAAUCCAAAAUAAAGUCAACGCUUGUUUUCAUUUUAAGCUGCUGAUACUCAUUCCUUAUUAUUUGUCGUCAGAUGAGGAAGCUGCAGUUCUGGUACAAACUGAUGAGAGUAUAUAGACUUAAGUCUGUCAUUCUAAGGGCUUACCCUAUAACUUUAAGAACCUGGAACAGUCCACUGAACGGCUAGAAUGAAUUGCAGUAUAUAUGUAUGAUUGAUUGCUUUUUAAGUGACUAUUUUUCCUCUUGUCAAAUCAUGUAAAUUCUGAAAUCUUUUGCACUGAUGUGUCAAACCUUAUUCUUGUAUAUUCAAUCAAGGCAACUUUUAUAAUUUCCCAUUUGUUUUCAAUGACCCUGAAAUGUUAAGAGCAUGGUGAUACUCUAUGCAACUCUAGUUAUACCUUUUGGUUUGACACUGUAUUUUCACAUUAAUUUCAUGACUGAUGAUAGAUUUUAUAACCUGACUGGGUUCUCAUGCGGUACUAACUGUAGAUGCAUGUACUUGUGUUCUGUGUAAUUAUUGAAGUGCAAUGGUGUACAAAAAAAGUGGAUUCACCUGUUUUUAACAAUAAAACAUUGAUAAAAGGUG
Messenger RNA from Mus caroli (Ryukyu mouse), 2408 nucleotides. NCBI's taxonomy places the organism in Eukaryota, Metazoa, Chordata, Mammalia, Rodentia, Muridae. The record is from RefSeq and is a predicted model, not a curated record.